AUGUGUGGAACAUGGGUUUUUUGUUUCAUUUCCACAAGCAAUCAACAAAGUGAGGAACUCAUCAGAAAGACCCAAAAAAUGGCACUACAGUCAAGCAGUUUGGUUCCACUACAUACACAUUCAGAAGAAGAAAAAUCAGGCCUCAGUGGUAAUUCGACAUGCCGAAUGACAACACACAUUUUGAUGGAGCACUCCAAAAAAUUGCACGAGUCUAGCGAGGAGCACCAUCCUCUGCCUCCUGCGAUUUCCCCGGGCGGAAUCUCCUCAUCCACUUCCUCUGGUUGGCGGUGA
This is a messenger RNA of Triticum turgidum subsp. durum (durum wheat), 291 nucleotides long. The record is from the annotation of a GenBank genome assembly. NCBI's taxonomy places the organism in Eukaryota, Viridiplantae, Streptophyta, Magnoliopsida, Poales, Poaceae.